Messenger RNA from Serpula lacrymans var. lacrymans S7.9, 216 nucleotides. RefSeq lists its product as uncharacterized. The record is from RefSeq and is a predicted model, not a curated record. NCBI's taxonomy places the organism in Eukaryota, Fungi, Basidiomycota, Agaricomycetes, Boletales, Serpulaceae. The transcript is spliced from 2 exons. The annotation marks the transcript as partial.
GCCAAAAAAAUCAAAAUUGUCACAGGGACAGAUGGAGUGGAUGGAUUGCCCCCAAAAUAUAGGUGUGGAGAGCGAUUAUAUGGUGCAAUAGAUAGGCCAAGUAUGGCCAGAAACGAAGCACAGGGAGUGGAGGAGUAUAAUAGGGGUGGAAGUGGUGAUCAGAUAAUGAUAGGGGUCGUAGAAGACAAAGGUAGGAGUUUGUGGAUGAUCAGAUAA